CGACACUUUUUUAACUGUUCUCUCCUUGAGCAAUCCCAAUCCUGCGUCAGCAGCUCUCCAGCUUGCGCCUUGCCUCGUUCAGCUUGCACGGGCACCCACAUUUGGAGCCGUCGGCCUUCCCAAAGGUAUUCAUAGCCUCAAGGAUAUCCCAUCCCACGCGGAUCUUUUCAUUGUAACUCGUCCUCCCGGACUUAUAUAUUCCCAUUGUCACAAGUCGCAUCCACCUUGAAGACCUCCCUCAUCCUCACUCUUCCACAGCUAGCAUUAGUUGAUCUUGAAUCAAGAUGCCGCAGAGCAAGCCAAAGCCUUCCGAAAUUGCUCUGGAAGCAAAGCGAAGGUAUCUUCCCGCUCUAGAGAAUUCUCCCCAAUGGCGAAGUUAUAUGUGUGGUUCGUGUCUGAUCAAAGACACCGCCGAAGUGCCCGUCACGCCAGACAAGAGACGGUAUGGGCGGCCUCGCGUUACAGUUGAAGACAGUGAUCCUGUUAGCGUUGUCAUCGGCGCAAAGGCCUAUGGAUCCAUAGCUCUUGUUAACACGGCCAACGAAAAGAAAGCGGGCGGUGAUUGGGAAUCAGGCUUCACUGCCACUGAAGAAUGCUUGGCUCGGAGAAGCACUCUUGUUCACGCUCUUAUGCACAAUUAUCACGAAGGUGGCAAAGCAAAAAGCUUUUAUCCAAUCCCUCAACGGGGAGCAAUAUACUCGCCACAUGUCGUUGUAUUCAGAGACGGAGAACGUGGGAUGUAUCGGCCGUACGAUCAGUAUCAAGACAUUGCAGUAAUCUCGGUCGCUCCUAUACGAGGGCCGCGGCUAGAUGUGACGGGAACCGAUUAUUCUUUCCCCGAAGAACGAGAACUCAUGGAAAGCAAGAUGAAGGCCAUUUUACGUACGGCAGCCUGGGCGCAAAUUCCUCGACUCUGUAUCGCGGCUUUCGGAAUUGGUCCCGUGUUCAAAAAUCCAGCUCGCAUAACGGCACUUAUGUGGAUGCAGCUCCUCUUUCACGACCAGGAAUUCUACGGCGCCUUUGAAGAUAUUGUUUUUGCCAUAGAUACGUCCUCAUCGAGCGCCUCGAAGACCACACAAGCAGAUCUGGACGCCUACAGAGAGGUUUUCCACCCUAGCAAUGUAGUGCCAAGCCAGUAUCGCACUAGUCAUUUUAACUACGAAUGAAUGAACAAGCUGCAACACCAUGCGUGGCGGGGUUUUAGAGUGUGGGUCGGAAUAGUUCUAGGACGCAAAAUUAUCAUUGUUUCUUUCAAAGCUGCGCAGUGAGCCAGGCACGAAGAUUUAAC
This is a messenger RNA of Verruconis gallopava, 1288 nucleotides long. RefSeq lists its product as uncharacterized. The transcript has 2 exons. NCBI's taxonomy places the organism in Eukaryota, Fungi, Ascomycota, Dothideomycetes, Venturiales, Sympoventuriaceae. Bases 285 to 1166 code for a protein of 293 amino acids. The record is from RefSeq and is a predicted model, not a curated record.